Molecule: messenger RNA, 3748 nt
Organism: Lycium ferocissimum
Lineage: Eukaryota; Viridiplantae; Streptophyta; Magnoliopsida; Solanales; Solanaceae
Product: protein SUPPRESSOR OF MAX2 1
Exons: 4
Coding region: 319-3417 (1032 amino acids)
Source: RefSeq, a predicted model, not a curated record
UAGAAAGAGAAAACAAAAACACAAACACUUAGCUGUAUGUAGAGAUAGAAAGAGAAAAACAAAAAAAAAAUCAACAAUUUUGUGAAGCAUAAAAAAAAACUCUCUCCACUUUUUGAUCAUCUUUCCAUUCAUUUUCUACCCAAAUUGUUUCAAAUUCUGAAAUCUCUCGUUUUCAUUCAUCUUUUGCAACAAAUUGGUUCAUCUACGGCUACCUUGUUACGACUUCACCCCAGUCGAAGACCCACUGUCUUAUGUGCACAAAUUGAUUAAACUCUGCUCUUUUUUUUCAAAAAUUGUUUUCCAAACUUCGUGUUCAUUAUGAGGGCAGGAUUGAGCACGAUUCAACAAACGCUAACACCAGAAGCGUCAACAGUAUUAAACCAUUCAAUAUCUGAAGCAAGUCGAAGAAAUCAUGGACAAACAACACCGUUACACGUGGCAGCUACUUUGCUAUCUUCACCUUCAGGAUAUCUUCGACAAGCUUGUAUUCGUUCUCACCCAAAUUCAUCUCAUCCACUUCAGUGUCGAGCACUUGAACUUUGCUUUUCUGUUGCUUUAGAAAGAUUACCAACUGCACAAAAUAUGCCUCAAGGUACUGAACCUCCGAUAUCGAAUGCUUUAAUGGCGGCUUUAAAGCGAGCACAAGCACAUCAAAGAAGAGGAUGUCCUGAACAGCAACAACAACCUUUAUUAGCUGUGAAAGUUGAGUUAGAACAGUUAAUCAUAUCGAUUCUUGAUGACCCGAGUGUUAGUCGCGUUAUGCGUGAAGCUAGUUUUUCUAGCCCAGCUGUUAAAGCGACAAUUGAACAAUCGUUAACACAAACCUCGUCGUCGUCACAUCAAAUGACACAUCAAAGUAAUAAUGUCAGUUUAUCGACAUUUGCUUCGAUGAGUGGUGGCCCAAGGAUAAUAUCAAAUCCGGUGCCUGGUCAGGUAAAUCGGAAUAUGUAUUUGAAUCCGAAGUUGCAAGGAGGAGGACAAUUUGGUAAUUUGGCAAUUCAAAAGAGUGAAGAAGUGCAAAAGGUGAUGGAAAUUUUGUUGAGAAGCAAGAAAAGGAAUCCAGUUUUAGUAGGUGAAGGUGAACCAGAAAGUGUGGUUAAGGAGCUGCUUGGGAAGAUUGAAAAAGGGGAAUUUGGUGAAGGGGUUUUAAAGAAUGUACAAGUUGUUCAUAUGGAGAAGGAAAUUUCGUUUUUAUCGGAUAAAAAUGAGAUACCAAACAAGAUUAAGGAAUUAGGAGGGGUUAUUGAGAGUAAGAUUAGUAGUACUGGUGGAGUGAUUCUUGAUUUAGGUGAUUUGAAAUGGCUUGUUGAACAGCAACAACCACCGAUGGUAUCGGAGAUUGGGAAAUUAGCAGUGGCGGAAAUGGGGAAAUUAAUAGCGCGAUUUCGAGAUGAUAAUAGUAGUAAUAGGUUAUGGUUGAUUGGUACAGCAACAUGUGAGACUUAUUUGAGGUGUCAAGUAUAUCAUUCUACUAUGGAAAGUGAUUGGGAUCUUCAAGCUGUUCCUAUUGCUUCAAGAUCUCCACAUCCUGGAAUAUUUCCAAGGCUUGGAAAUGAAAGAAUUCUUGGAAGUUCCUUGGAUACUCUGAAUCCUCUGAAGAGCUUUACUGGCCCGGUGCCUGCGCUACUACCGAGGCGUGGACCGGAGAAUUUAAAUCCGAGAUUGAGGACGUCGUGUUGCCCCCAGUGCAAGGAGAAGUAUGAACAGGAGUUGGCAAAACUUGCAUCUGAAUUUGAAAAUUCAUCAUCUGAAGCUAAUAAAUCAGAAUCUCCAAAACCUCAGUUGCCUCAAUGGUUGCAAAGUGCCAAGCUGAAGAGUGAUAGUAAAGCAACUGCUCUGUCUCAGAAGAAGGAUCAAGGUCUUUUGCAGCAAAAGACUCAAGAACUACAAAAGAAGUGGAAUGAUACGUGCUUGCAACUUCAUCCGAAUUUCCAGUCCAAUGUUGGUCCUCAUAGAACGGGACCGCCCGUUCUCUCUAUGCCAGGCUUAUAUAAUCCGAAUCCAAACCUGCUUUUGCGUCAACCUUUACAACCCAAGCUUGUUCCAAACCGAAGCCUCGGAGUUAGCCUGCAACUGAACACAACCCAAAUGGCUAGCCAACCUCAGGAAAAGCCCGCUAGCCCGCCAGGCAGCCCGGUAAGGACCGACUUAGUUCUCGGGCAAAAACCAGCUGAGAAAACUCUGGAAGAUCAAGCGAAGGAUUUCCUCAGCUGCAUUUCUUCUGUGCCUGACAAAUUUGCUAGUGCACUAGAUGCUGAUACAUUUAAAAGGCUUCUCAAAGGUCUAAUGGAAAAAGCCUGGUGGCAACAAGAUGCAUCCUCGUCCGUGGCUUCUGCUGUGUCGAGAUGCAGAUUGGGUAACGGAAAACCACGUGGUGGCGCACCGAAAGGCGACAUCUGGCUUUUAUUCACGGGUCCCGACAGAUACGCAAAGAGAAAAAUGGCAUCGGUUCUUGCAGAGCAAUUUUGCGGAAAUAGUCCAAUAAUGAUAUGCCUUGGUUCACGACGAGAUGACGAAGAGUCAGAUCUCGGCUUCCGUGGAAAAACAGCUGUAGACCGGAUAGCCGAGGCUGUUAGGAGGAAUCCGCUUUCAGUUAUUAUGCUCGAGGAUAUCGAUGAAGCAAAUUCGAUAGUUCGGUUGAACAUCAAACGAGCAAUGGAUAGAGGUAGGCUUACGGAUUCGCAUGGACGUGAGAUUAGUCUUGGCAAUGUUAUUUUCAUUCUUACUGGAAAUUGGUCGACAAUGAGCCCCGAGAGCUAUAGGAAUGAGUACUUGAUGGAAGAAAACAAACUAGUUUCACUAGCUAGUUCCGAUUGGCAGUUAAGGUUAACAAUAGGUGAAAGGGGUGUUAAGCGAAGAGCGAGUUGGUUGCAUGAUGAAGACAGACCUAGAAAAGAAUUGAAUCUAGGACUGUCUUUUGAUCUCAACGAAGCAGCAGAUUUCGAGGAUUAUAGAACUGAUGGAUCCCACAAUUCAAGUGAUCUGACCGUUGAGCACGGAGAUGAGCCUAGGCGAUUUUCAGUUACAUCAGUUCCUCACGAACUUGUGAGUUCCGUGGAUGACACCAUACCAUUCAAGCCAAUUGAAUUUCUGUUUGCUCGACGUGAGAUCAAGAAAACAAUCAGCAAGAAACUCUCAAUGGUCGUCGAUGAUGACAAGGUCUCGAUCGAAGUUGAAGACGAUAUAGUAGACCGGAUCCUAGGUGGAUUAUGGCGUGGUCGGACAAGCUUAGAACAGUGGGUGGAGAAAGUUUUAGGUCCGAGUUUCGAGAAAAUCCAGCCCCGGUUAUCGUCUUCCAAUGAGGAUGAGAAUGUUAUCGUUCGGCUUCAGCUUGAACAACUGCAUACAGACUCCAAUAGCCAUAACAAUGGAGAAUGUCUACCUAGCAAAGUCACAAUAGUGGCAGAUGGGCAGUAGUGAAGGUGUUAUUUUCCUCAUUCCUCUUGGGUAUAUUUGUAAAUAGGAAGACUUUAUGGGGGUAAAGAAGCAAAAAGAAUUACCAAAAGAGUGAAUAGAUUAGAGGGACCUUGAAAGGUCUCAAGACCCUUUUUUUGCAAUAUUUAUUUUGUUUUUUUAAUAGUUUGGUUGUUAUAGUAAAUGUUGUACUAGAUAGUAUUUAUUAUUAUGAGAGCCAUGAUUAAUAAGAUGGAGCAAUUCCUCCUUAGGAAGUUCUCCAUUUUCCUCUGUAAGAACAACUUUGUAUACAUUUUAUUCAUACUUUGAAUAUUUCUAAGAUUCUCUGGAUAAA